AUGAUUCAUUCUUAUUUAUUUCUACACAGUUACGAUGGCCGAAUCAAACCCAAUUCAGCUCACUGGGCAGACAACACGUUAGCCGGUCGAGCCAAGUGGCAUUCCGUGCAGCCGUCAGCGCUACGAAUACACGAUGUUGUAGCCACAGACCGGGCGUUGUACCGCUGUCGAGUGGAUUUCAAGAUAUCUCCGACGAGGAAUCAUAAGAUUUUGCUCGACGUUAUCGGAAAAUACCCUGUCCUUGGCUUUGAUAAUGAAAAAAGAUUAGUAUCUCAUAUACUAAAGCUCGGAGACGCAGGAUUUCCACCUAAAAGGAGUAAAAUACGCCAAUUAGCCGAAAACCUAGGACUGAAGCACAAUUUUUAUAAUGAAACUAAAAUAUCUGAACCGCAAUGGUUGAAAAGCUUCCUUGAAAGAAAUCCCGAAAUGGUUAUGACGCAAGCUCAAGGCAAAGAGCGAAGGGUCUAAGCAGGGCCAAAGUAGUCAUUUUUUUAAUCUGCUCAUAGCCGUGAUAAUACUCAAUAAAAGAUUGUAUACAAUAAUAAAAACUGGUUACUUAAAUUAACAUAAGUUUGUUUCUAUUUGAAUAAAAACAGACAAGAAUAUAUCCUUACAUUUUUAACGUUAGGCUAUAAUCCGCCAUAGUAGGCAACUAUCCCCUUUUUAGAGGUCACGUAAAACAGGAUUUAUUCAAACCUAAAAAUAUUUAUAUUUGAAAAAAGAGGACUAAGAAGAUUAAUAAACUUGGUUUAAGAAGAUGAAUACACUUUGAUAAAAAAAUGAUUUGGUACCCAUUUUUAAUAAAAAAGCUUUUUUAAAUAGUGUGGCAGCUAUCCGGCUUUUACCCUACUAUAUUUGGCUUAUCGCCAAUUCUUGUUUUAUUGUCACGGUAAUUCUUUGAUUUAA
This is a messenger RNA of Diatraea saccharalis (sugarcane borer), 906 nucleotides long. Lineage: Eukaryota; Metazoa; Arthropoda; Insecta; Lepidoptera; Crambidae. The record is from the annotation of a GenBank genome assembly.